Molecule: messenger RNA, 225 nt
Organism: Arctia plantaginis
Lineage: Eukaryota; Metazoa; Arthropoda; Insecta; Lepidoptera; Erebidae
Source: the annotation of a GenBank genome assembly
AUGAACACGGCAUCGCAUCGGCAGUUGGUGACGGCACCCGGUAUUGAUCAACUUGACGACUUGUUUGUUAACGAGCGUCGCGCUUAUUUGGCCCCAAGUUGUAAACAAGUUAUUGUUAUGGAUAUAACAACAGUGGAAAAGCUCAAGUACUGCGUGUUGGAAUUGUCUAUCAAUCGAUUACAGCAGCAGUUUAUAAAGGCACGUCUGCACUAUGCACAAGACUGA